Messenger RNA from Chlorocebus sabaeus (green monkey), 2112 nucleotides. The record is from RefSeq and is a predicted model, not a curated record. NCBI's taxonomy places the organism in Eukaryota, Metazoa, Chordata, Mammalia, Primates, Cercopithecidae.
CCCCAGCGCGCGUGCGCGGCUGCCGUCGGGGGCGCGCGCCUUUCCCGCCGCCCGGACUCUGCCCCCGGCGCAGCCACGGAAGCGCAGGCGGGGCUGGGGCGGCCGCCGGGAGGGAAAGCCGGCGCCGGGGCCUCGCCGCGGGCUGGAGGCUCUGCGCUCCCUGCCCUGCCCCCCGUGCGCCCCGGGCCGUGGCCAAGGGUUUCGGUGAUCUCAGGAGAGAGGCGGCCGCCCCGAGGGUCGGAGGGUCCUCUCCAGGGACCCCCGCGGGCGCCGUCAUGGGGAGGGCCUUCCCGGCUCUCUGGCCGCGGCAGCCUUUCCGGGCGGCUUUGCGGGGCGGGCUUCCCCUGGGAGGGGUGGGAGCCCCUCCAGAAAGGCCGUGUCCCGCCGAGCGCUUCCUGCGCGAGGCCCUCCCUGGGAAUAGGAAGCGGGAGAGGCGGGAGAUGCUUCGCAUUCUUUCCGUUUUCCUGAGAAGUUUUUCUUGGGCCCAGUUGGUUUUAAAAGUGUGAUAGGACGUGCUCCGUGCAGUCCGCGGUGUCACAGCGGAGAGGCGCAGUCCAGAGUGGGUCUGGAGCCCUUGGCAUGCGUCAGGGCAGCAUUGUCCCAGAUAUAGCCGUUGGUACAAAGCGGGGAUCUGACGAGCUUUUCUCUACUUGUGUCACUAACGGACCGUUUAUCAUGAGCAGCAGCAACUCGGCAGCAAACGGAAAUGACAGCAAAAAGUUCAAAGGUGACAGCAGAAGUGCCGGCGUCCCCUCCAGAGUGAUCCAUAUCCGGAAGCUCCCCAUCGACGUCACAGAAGGAGAGGUCAUCUCCCUGGGGCUGCCCUUCGGGAAGGUCACCAACCUCCUGAUGCUGAAGGGGAAAAACCAGGCCUUCAUCGAGAUGAACACGGAGGAGGCUGCCAACACCAUGGUGAACUACUACACCUCGGUGACGCCCGUGCUGCGCGGCCAGCCCAUCUACAUCCAGUUCUCCAACCACAAGGAGCUGAAGACCGACAGCUCUCCCAACCAGGCGCGGGCCCAGGCGGCCCUGCAGGCUGUGAACUCGGUCCAGUCGGGGAACCUGGCCUUGGCUGCCUCAGCAGCGGCCGUGGACGCAGGAAUGGCGAUGGCUGGGCAGAGCCCUGUGCUCAGGAUCAUCGUGGAGAACCUUUUCUACCCGGUGACCCUGGAUGUGCUGCACCAGAUUUUUUCCAAGUUCGGCACAGUGUUGAAGAUCAUCACCUUCACCAAGAACAACCAGUUCCAGGCCCUGCUGCAGUACGCGGACCCUGUGAGCGCCCAGCACGCCAAGCUGUCGCUGGACGGGCAGAACAUCUACAAUGCCUGCUGCACGCUGCGCAUCGACUUUUCCAAGCUCACCAGCCUCAACGUCAAGUACAACAAUGACAAGAGCCGCGACUACACGCGCCCGGACCUGCCCUCUGGGGACAGCCAGCCCUCCCUGGACCAGACCAUGGCCGCGGCCUUCGGUGCACCUGGUAUAAUCUCAGCCUCUCCGUAUGCAGGAGCUGGUUUCCCUCCCACCUUUGCCAUUCCUCAAGCUGCAGGCCUUUCCGUUCCCAACGUCCACGGAGCCCUGGCCCCACUGGCUAUCCCCUCGGCGGCGGCGGCAGCUGCAGCGGCAGGCCGGAUCGCCAUCCCGGGCCUGGCGGGGGCAGGAAAUUCUGUAUUGCUGGUCAGCAACCUCAACCCAGAGAGAGUCACACCCCAAAGCCUCUUUAUUCUUUUCGGCGUCUAUGGCGACGUGCAGCGCGUGAAGAUCCUGUUCAAUAAGAAGGAGAACGCCCUGGUGCAGAUGGCGGACGGCAACCAGGCCCAGCUGGCCAUGAGCCACCUGAAUGGGCACAAGCUGCACGGGAAACCCAUCCGCAUCACGCUCUCGAAGCACCAGAACGUGCAGCUGCCCCGCGAGGGCCAGGAGGACCAGGGCCUGACCAAGGACUAUGGCAACUCACCCCUGCACCGCUUCAAGAAGCCGGGCUCCAAGAACUUCCAGAAUAUAUUCCCGCCCUCAGCCACGCUGCACCUCUCCAACAUCCCACCCUCAGUCUCGAAGGAUCUCAAUUCUGUUCUCCAGCAAUGAUCGUCAAGUUCAAGUUCUUCCCGA